Messenger RNA from Angiostrongylus costaricensis, 621 nucleotides. The record is from the annotation of a GenBank genome assembly. NCBI's taxonomy places the organism in Eukaryota, Metazoa, Nematoda, Chromadorea, Rhabditida, Metastrongylidae.
AUGACUGAACCCGUUGGUGAAUCGAAAACUGUGGUGUUUAAACUGCACUUUGAAAAUCCACCGCAAUUCACCAUUCGCUACCAGGACAAGGAGAACUUCUUUCGAUCUUUCAAGAGUAAACUUGACGAAUGGAACAUCCCUCUUCGAGCCACGUACUUUGUCGAUCGCGAUGGCGACCAUAUUGAGAUCAAAGAUGCUGAUGUUUUACUGGGAAUAGUAAUGUUCGGAGGCGAUGUAAUGAGUAUUACAGUACGUGACGAAGCUGGUAUCACGGAUUUAUGCCCAGAGUUUAACGAAAUGAUGGGAAAACGAAAGAUAAAGAAAAGUCAUAAGUGCGAUCGCGACAGAGGUCGAGACCGUACGCGGCGAUGUGGCAGGUCUCAUUCAAGAGAUUCCUCAGACACGGGACAUGUCAGGAAAUGCUGUGAACACUGUCCCAGCAAUUACGAACCCCCGCUUUUCUGGCGCCCAUCCUACGGACGGCCACUGAUGUUCUGUCCUUUCAAUCGAUUUUAUUUCCCUAUGGAUACUGGAUAUGGUUGCCAUCCUCUUUUUGGAAUGGGACAUGGCCACGGGAGACGUCAAGGCGAUGCCGUGCGUGGCCAUUAUCAUGGUUGCUAG